UUGACAGGCAAGUAGCUCACAUGUGCUACAGAUUGAGGGAAAAAGAUUAAAAUCCAAGGAUUUCUGCUGAUGUAGCAGACAUUUUUUGCCAGGACAACUCUUACGACCCUCAGUUAGUUUUCCGACAUUGGUGUCGUUACUCACUGAUCCACUUUUCUUAUCUUUCAGCAAGCUAAAUGAAUGACUAGCACUUACCAAAUCGUUGCUCUCCCUUUGGACUAAGUACUACUGUUUGGUGGACUUCAUGUGUGCCCUGUCUGUUAUCCAACAAUGAGGAUACCUUUUUUGUUUAUCACAAGAAGGUGUAAAGCUUUUCGCAGUCUGCAACAAAGCCCCUUUUUGUCACCCAUUUCAGCUCAAUUGAGGCAUCAGAGGAUCGCUGUUUUGAGACACACCAGCACCCAUCUGUGCAAAGAUGAAGGGAGUUAUUACAUCACCACCCCCAUCUUUUAUGUAAACGCGGCUCCUCAUUUAGGACACUUGUAUUCAGCAGUGUCAGCUGACUGCUUACACAGAUAUAAGCUACUAAAGGGAUUCAACUCAAAGUUUGCAACAGGCACAGACGAACAUGGCUUGAAAAUUCAACAAGCUGCGGAUGCUGCAGGGAAAGAUCCACUGACUUUCUGCACCGAUGUGUCAGAAAGAUUCAAAUAUCUCUUCAGCAGCUGCAACAUAUCGUACACAGACUUUAUAAGAACCACUGAGGAGAGACAUCGACAGGCCGUGGAGCAUUUCUGGUCUGUCCUUUGGAACAAAGGGCUCAUCUACAAGGGGAGCUAUGAAGGCUGGUACUCCACACAAGAUGAAAGCUUCCUCACACCACUGCAGGUGACCGAUGCUUUGGACUCGACAGGGAAGGAGAUCAAGGUAUCACUAGAGAGUGGCCAUAAGGUGGAAUGGAUGAAAGAGGAGAACUACAUGUUCCGUCUGUCUGCGUUCCGGUCUCAGCUGCUCGACUGGCUCAGAGUAAAUCCCAGAGCUGUACAGCCUGAGCGUUUCUACCAGACUGUUCUGCAGUGGCUGCAGGAGGACCUACCUGACCUCUCUGUGUCCCGUCAAAGGAACCGUCUCCAGUGGGGGAUCCCAGUCCCCGGAGACCCUGAGCAAACCAUCUAUGUGUGGCUGGACGCUCUGGUGAACUAUCUUACAGUAGCUGGCUAUCCAGAUAAACAUGAGCAGUGGUGGCAUGUGGCCCACCACAUUGUGGGAAAGGACAUCUUAAAGUUUCAUGCCAUCUACUGGCCAUCUUUUCUUCUCGGGGCCGGACUACCACUGCCUCAGACGAUACACGUGCACUCUCACUGGACAGUGGGUGGAAAGAAGAUGUCUAAAAGUUUGGGUAAUGUGGUUGAUCCUCUUGAACGUUCGCAGGUGUUCACAACUGAUGGUAUGAGGUACUUUUUGCUGCGUCAGGGGGUUCCAGACUCAGACUGUGAUUACACAGAUGACAAAGUUAUCACGCUGCUCAACGCAGAGCUCGCUGACUCUUUGGGUGGGCUGCUUAACCGAUGCACAGCUCCUGCUCUAAACCCAGCUCAGGUCUACCCCUCUUUUUGCACUGAGUCUUUCCCCAUUGAACAGAUUGGCAAUAAGGGCAGGGCUGUGGUUGAAGACUACCACAUGUUGAAUGCUAUGAAAAGUCUCCAAGCUUUGGUGGAGCAGCACUAUGAGAGCAUGCACGUGUACAAAGCUCUGGAGGCCAUCACUGCCUGUGUAAGGCAAACCAACGGUUUUGUUCAGCGCCACGCACCCUGGAAGUUGGAUAGAAGGGACAGCAGAGACCAGCGCUGGCUAGACACAAUCAUCCAUGUAUCUCUUGAAUGUCUGAGGAUAUAUGGCACGCUCCUCCAGCCGAUAGUGCCGGAGAUAUCGAACAAGCUACUGUCCAGACUUGGGGUGCAACCAGGUGAGAGGAGCUGGGCAGCUCUGAACUUCCUGCCACGGUUUCAGGGAAUGGACUGUCCAUUUGAAGGUAGAGCGCUGGGGUCUGACUCUGGACUGCUUUUUAGUCGUUUGGAAAGGCCGAAUGUAGAUAAACAAAAAGCAAAGAAAACAAAAAAGCAGCAAAAAUGAUAUGAGUGAUGGUUUUAUGUUCCGUCAACAGUUUCACAGAUAAAAAUAUACAAACUUGCCGUUACCUUCAUCAUUAGAAAUUAUUGAAUUGUUUGAGUUAUAUACACAUCAUAAUGGCUCUGAUUUUGAAUGCCCCUAUGCUUUUUAUGAAAGUCCUUUUUAGCUUUAAAAAGUUUGCAAAAAAAAAAAACCUCACAAGGUACAUUACUGCUGGUAGUUGCUCUGCAGCUUUGUGUUGGAUUAAUGAAGAUUUCCCAGUUGUCAGAACUGUCGAUGUCCAAGUUACAUGUUUCUCAGCAUCUUAAGGACUUUGAGAGCUUCCAAAAAAGACACGACAGAGCUCCAGAUCAGCCACAGAUGGAUGUUGUGGUGAGAUUGUUAUAUCAAUUGCUUUUGUUCUCCUGAAAUUGGUAAGGAGACGCCACAAGACAUUGUCGAAGUACCUUUUGAUUUACUUUGCAGAACCACUCAUCAGGUGUGGAAUACUCAAAUAUUGAGAUUAAAUCCUUUUGAAGUCAGAUAUAUUGUCAUGGAGAUCAUUUUGCCUUACAGAUGCUUUUUUUCACAAAUUGAAAAUUAAAUGCACAUUUAAUGUUCUUGUUUAAACAAACAUGUUAGUCUGAGUUACUUGAAGACAGGAUCAAUUAUACACUGGUCAACCUCGUCCCAUUUUCUUUUAACUGGGGAUGAUAAGUUUACUGAACAUGUAAAUG
Messenger RNA from Scomber scombrus (Atlantic mackerel), 2786 nucleotides. RefSeq names its product methionyl-tRNA synthetase 2, mitochondrial (gene mars2). Gene Ontology annotation, biological process: methionyl-tRNA aminoacylation. Lineage: Eukaryota; Metazoa; Chordata; Actinopteri; Scombriformes; Scombridae. Gene Ontology annotation, molecular function: ATP binding; methionine-tRNA ligase activity. The record is from RefSeq and is a predicted model, not a curated record. The coding region runs from base 271 to 2073 and encodes 600 amino acids. The transcript is spliced from 3 exons.